Molecule: messenger RNA, 777 nt
Organism: Penicillium longicatenatum
Lineage: Eukaryota; Fungi; Ascomycota; Eurotiomycetes; Eurotiales; Aspergillaceae
Gene: rsm25
Product: mitochondrial 37S ribosomal protein mS23
Exons: 2
Coding region: 1-777 (258 amino acids)
Cellular component (GO): mitochondrial small ribosomal subunit
Molecular function (GO): structural constituent of ribosome
Source: RefSeq, a predicted model, not a curated record
AUGGGCAAAAUCAACCUCACAGCCCUCCGGGUGCGACAGACCGCAAUCAACCAAUUCGCCAGUGGAAAGAUCAGCAAGCUACCAAAAUGGGUUGAUGUAGUUCGCGAUAUCCCUCCCUCGGAAGUCUUAGUCCGUACCGUCCCUCAGCAACACCAGUUGGUCCGACAACGAGUGAAGACCGAUGACAACAACAAAAAUCAAGUCGUGUUCGAGGUUCAAGAGAAGCGCCGGAAGUCCAAGAAGCCUAGCCGCCUGUUCCAGCCGGUCGAGCUUAAAUAUGAGGAAGACGAGCUGCGAAAGCAGUUCUUCAAAGACCACCCUUGGGAGCUUGCCCGGCCUCGCGUGCUUGUCGAGUCCACUGGUAAAGACCACGAACGCUACGAUUGGAGCCAGCUUCGACAGCCCGGAAGGAGGCUAGAUGGUGAAAGUGUGGUUCAACGACAGCUUUAUCUCCUGGAGAACACGCCUAACAUGACCGUGAGUCGCGCGUACGAUAUUGCCCGCCAAGAAUUCUACAAGCUUCGCCUGCAAGAGGAUAUUGAGCGACGAGUUGCCGCGGAGGAGGCAGAGGCUACUGGUGCUCAGUUUGGCCCGACCUACCUGGAGAUUGGUAUGGAGCUGGAGAACCAACAGCACGAGAAGUGGAAGGACUGGGCCAGAUUGGAGGCUCAAGUCCUCGGUCAGCGAUCAGCUGCCAUCUCCGGUGCCCCGGAACUUGUAUCGGAGAAGGACACAGAGGCACAGGCUCUUGAUAUUGGGCAGCCUGAGGAGCAAUAG